AUGGUCGGAGGAAGGGACAUUGGAUUGUUCGUUGGCGGAUUCACGAUGACUGCCACAUGGGUUGGUGGAGGCUACAUCAACGGGACAGCAGAGUACGUGUAUCUUCCAGACUAUGGACUGGCCUGGGCACAAGCUCCGUUUGGAUACGCUCUCAGUCUAAUAGUGGGGGGCCUUUUCUUUGCCAAGCCCAUGCGUUCUCGAGGAUACGUCACUAUGUUGGACCCAUUCCAGCAGCUGUACGGGAAGAGGAUGGGUGGACUGCUCUUCAUCCCUGCGCUCAUGGGGGAAAUCUUCUGGUCAGCCGCCGUUUUGUCUGCCCUGGGAGCUACCCUGAGCGUCAUUGUGGACAUAAACAUCAACAUGUCAGUCAUCAUUUCAGCGCUCAUAGCCAUCUUCUACACUCUGGUGGGAGGGCUGUACUCUGUGGCCUACACAGAUGUGGUCCAGCUCUUCUGUAUUUUUCUAGGACUGUGGGUCAGCGUGCCUUUUGCCAUGUCCAACCCGGCCGUGACAGACAUCGGCAUCACCGCUAAAGAAGUGAUCUACCAGAGCUCGUGGCUGGGGAAGAUUGUGCCUGAGGACAAGUGGCUGUGGGCGGAUAACUUCUGUCUACUAAUCAUGGGCGGGAUUCCGUGGCAGGUGUAUUUCCAGAGGGUUCUUUCAGCGUCUUCAGCCACAUACGCACAGGUGCUCUCCUUCCUCGCUGCGUUCGGCUGCCUCGUCAUGGCUGUGCCCUCAGUGCUUAUUGGAGCCAUAGGAGCCUCCACUGACUGGAACCAGACUUCUUAUGGAUCUCUCGCACCAAAGGAUAAAGAUGAAUCCGACAUGAUUUUACCCAUCGUCCUCCAGCACCUGUGUCCGCCCUACAUUUCCUUUUUUGGAUUGGGGGCGGUCUCAGCAGCGGUGAUGUCGUCUGCAGACUCAUCCAUCCUCUCCGCCAGCUCCAUGUUCGCCAGGAAUAUCUAUCAACAGACCUUUCGACAGUUGGCAUCGGACAGUGAGAUAGUUUGGGUGAUGCGCUGCACAAUCUUUGUCUUUGGAGCUGCUGCCACCGCCAUGGCUUUGCUCACCGGAUCCGUCUACGGCCUCUGGUACCUGAGCUCAGAUCUGGUUUAUGUCAUCAUCUUUCCACAACUCCUCUGUGUGUUGUUCGUCAAAGGGACAAACACAUAUGGCUCAGUUGCUGCUUAUGUUUUUGGACUUUUGCUGCGCAUCGGUGGAGGGGAACCCUACCUCAAACUUCCCCCAUUCAUCUACUACCCCGGGUGGGUUCAGCAAGAGAGGGUCCACCAUCUCACUGGGGACGUGGAAUAUUUCAUCCAGCAACGAUUCCCAUUCAAAUCUAUUUCCAUGCUCGCGUCCCUGCUGGCUAACAUUGCCUUUUCAUAUCUGACUAAAUAUCUAUUUGAAAGCGGCAUGCUGUCUCACAAGUAUGACUUUUUGGAUGCGGUGGUGUCCAAGCAUAGCAAGGAAAUUAUGGACAAGGCUACGCUCGUUAGCAACCACGAUAAUAUUACAUUAGCGGAGAUGGCACCGGUCAGACAAGUCCUGGGAGCGACGCUGGCUGGGACUUUUACAAACAAUGAGAUACUGAGCGAUGACGGCGAAUCCAGUCCAGAACCUUUUCAAAAUGAGAACUAA
Molecule: messenger RNA, 1641 nt
Organism: Knipowitschia caucasica
Lineage: Eukaryota; Metazoa; Chordata; Actinopteri; Gobiiformes; Gobiidae
Source: the annotation of a GenBank genome assembly